Chelonus insularis is the source of this 6512-nucleotide messenger RNA. It is a transcript of the gene bdg, whose product is annotated as bedraggled. Bases 1158 to 5720 code for a protein of 1520 amino acids. Lineage: Eukaryota; Metazoa; Arthropoda; Insecta; Hymenoptera; Braconidae. Gene Ontology annotation, biological process: sodium ion transmembrane transport. The record is from RefSeq and is a predicted model, not a curated record. Gene Ontology annotation, cellular component: plasma membrane. The transcript is spliced from 14 exons.
UCUCUUUCUCUUACUUUUUCCCUCCCUCACCAAUCUCGAUUCUUCACAAGCAUACAGUCUGCCUUGUACGUUUCACCACCAACUAUCUUCAUCUUUCUUUAUAUUAAACUCUCUUUUGCUUACUUGUUUAUUUGCUCGACCAACUCACAGCUUAUUUUCUUCCUCUACUACCAUGUUAUACUUAUUGCUUUCUCCUUUUCUUAGCAUUUGGCCAAUACCUCCUUCUUUCUUCUUAAUACUUUCAUCUCUGUUCUGACCACUCCACAAACAAUUCCCUCUCUAGACCACUUCUCCCUUUUUAUCGCGCUCUCUCGCCUGUUUCUCGUCCCCGUAUAUGUGAAUCGGUGAAUGCACGCGCUACGAAGAGGCCCAACCAGUCGUACUUCUUCAGUGCCGCGCCGGCGUGUUUUAUUUUAUAUUGCUGGACGUGAAUAUUGUAAGCGUGUUAAUAUAGAUAAACCUUUUUAACUAGGAUUUCUAUCACUUGUGGUUAUCUUCUGACAGAUAUGAUUUAAGUGUGAACAAUCAAUUUUAUAUUAAAUAUUGUGCAAUUUAAACACUACCACCCAUUGUGUGACACAUUGUACAUAUAUAGUUUUAUUUUGAAAAAUAUCCAUCAUGCGUGACCGAGUACUGAUAUUGUGUUGAAAAUGAUGUCAAUCUAAUAAAUGAGAUCUUUCUAAUUCUUAGAUUAAACUUGCAUUAUUUGUACAAUAAUAAUAAUCAUUAUUAUUAGUGGAGAAUUUAAAUGAUUCAAAGACACGGACUUGUGCUGGUGUAAGAAUUAAUAAUAAAACAAAGUGGACGAUUGCGUGUCCGAGCAGGUCAUGAUGGAAACCAAGUGGGUCCAUUAUUUUUAGAAUUCUUUAGAGUGUUGGCUAUCAAAAGACGCAUUUUAUUAGUUUAAAUAUUUUAAAAGUUUUUUAAAUAUAAUUUUCAAUCGGUAAAGGAUAAACAGUGUAUCAAACGUCGUUGAAAUAUUUAUAAAUUUCUUACAGUUCAAUUGGGUUGUUUAUUAUGGCCGUAAUCGAUGUACACGUGUCGAAUGCAUCGAGAUGAAAUGGUUGAUCAAGAAGUAAAAGGAAGACUCAAUCGAAAAAGAUUUGACGUCAUUAACCGAAGAUAUAGCAAGAGCACGUCGCAAAAGUCAUCAUAAAAUGGCAACAGCUAUUGCUGAAGAUGAAGACUUGAUUGACUUGGAUGGUAGAGCUUGUGUGUCGACUAUUGUAGUGCCUGAAAUCAAUUCUGAAGAACAAGAGCACCUUCUGGAUGUCUGCCCACCUAAACUAGAACAAAAAUUAUCACUCACUCGUGAACACAAGUUAAUACGAGAGCAUUGUGAUAAUGGAGAUGUCUUGGUAACUCUAGGUCAUGAUCAAGUUGUUCCAGUGCGUAAAAGAAUAGAUGUUGUAUCAUCAGAAACUAUCAAACGGAUUCGUGAUAUUACAAAAAAUUUAGAACCAGUUAUUACUGCUUCCCAACAUUCAGAUAAUGUGGAAAGUGCAAUAAAAUGUAAUAGAAACCGAGUAGAUGGUUCUAGGACGCCACAAGAGUAUUUUCAGAGUUCAGAUGAUCUGACCUUUGAAGCUCAAGCAAUACGUGCCUUCGAUUUCCUGUCUGAAUUGGAUGAUAUCGAUGAUGACAAUCUAGAAGAAAAGAUUGAUGAUCGAGAAGUAAAUAAAGAAAGUCAAGAUUUAAAUGAAUCAAUUACCUCUGAAAAGCCUUUAAUAGUCUCUUAUCCUUUAGAACCGACUUGUUUAAUUCAAAUUAGUCCUAAUAAAUUUCAAGAAGUUGAUAAGAAUAUUAAGAAUCGAGAAAAUUAUGAAAAACAACAAGUAGUUUAUUCUAAAUGUAAUGAAGAAAUUAUCAAGAAUUCUCGAGAUAAUCCAUGUUUCGAUGCUUCAUCCUCAUUAAGAAAACAAUGGCUCGUGUCUGCUGCAAUUGAAAGAACUAAGUCGGUCAACUUUGAUACUCAAUCUCAAUAUACCUCAACAACUGGACAACUGAAGAAAUCAGGGAAGAAACUAGAUAGCAAAUCAUGGAGUGAAGGCUUUGAAAAAACUUCUAGCAUCGUUGAUUAUUGCCAACCUUCGACAUCUGCCGGAAUUACUGCGACUUACAAAUCAAUUUGUUCUAUUGGACAAUCAGAAAUACCAUCAGCAUCUUCAUCAGAGUGCUCUGAAGUAGACUGGUCUUGGGUAGAAGAAUUAGAACGUCAACGAUCUUCAACUUCUCGACCAAAAUUGUCUACUUCUGAAUACGCUCCCACCACUGCAGUUACUGGCACAUCGUCGUCUAAUGCGAGGCUUGCGUUCUCCACGAGUGAACCGAAGGGACCGAGCAUGCGCUCGUUAAGGCCGAGUGAUCGGCUCUCCAAUGGCAGUGUCGCGAUGUCCGUUGACGUGACGGGCAAGCCUGUGGCUUCCACAUUGUCUCAAAAUGAUUUCAAUCAUAGUGACGAUACAUCAACAACUACAACAACAUUUGAAACAGCAUCAAUGCAUAGUGAAGGUACAAGUCAUUCAACAAAUUGCGAUUCAAACAAUGCUGUUGUAAACUCUCCCGCCAGUUCUUGGAUGCGCUCUUCCAUGCGCAGACUUCGACACCUUCGUCUUCCUGAAGCUCAAAGAACUCGAAGAUCAUCUGCAAAUAUUGAAUCAGAUUCAUUGAGACCAGUUUCUGCUCCAAAUUCUCUGCCUGAUAUAGCACUAAUUGCGCCGGAAGUUUUAGCAGCUCACACUAACAGUAGUAAUUCUGAAACAGUCUUAAGACCUUCUAGUGCACCAGUUGUGAGAACAGUAGACAAUACAUCAAGUCCGGGAAUUAUAACACCUCGAAGAGGUCGACGGAACGGAAGAUCUAGGACUAAUAACCGUGCUGAGAGAUUUAGUUGUCAACGUAAUAUCAGUAGAUCAUCAUCAAGAGAUAAUUCUGUUAGUUGUGUUGGUGGCAAUAGUGAUGGUGCUGUGGAAAGUAAUGUAGCAAGGAGAAUUAAUAAUUCUACUCAACAUUCAAAUAAUUCAACUUCAAACACAAGACGUGUUGGCAAUAGACAAACAGGAGAAACAGACCGCGAAAAUGAACGAGGUGAAGAUGAAGAUGAUGACGAAAAUCCUUUGGGUAAAUGGCCUCAUGCACUUAGCCCGGCCUUGGCUUGUCUCGGUUGCACAUUGGGCUUAUUUAAUAUCAGCAGAUUUGCAAUACUUAGUGUUCAAUUUGGAGCUAAUUUCAUAGUACAGUUUUUAGUCUUGUCAUUGGUUCUGGGUAUACCAUUGCUUACAUUUCAUGUGUGCCUCGGUCAACGUCUGUCUGCGGGAGCUGUUGACAUGUGGAGGAUUUCACCUGUCUUUCAUGGCGUUGGUAUUGCAUUACUUGUUGCACAUGCCUUUAUUGGUAUUUACAGUAUUAUUGGAGUUUCGUGGAUGUUUGUUUAUUUUAGAGAUUCUUUUAUUACAAAGCAAGAUAAAUACCGUUGGGCUGAACCCUUUUCACUUUUUCGCGAUGAUAAUAAACCGAAUAACUAUUCAACAUCUUAUAAAUUACACGAAACAGUGCCUGAUUACUUCAGUGGAAUCGUCCUUCAAAGACAUCAUCUGAAUGAACCAGAUCCCGGAGUGGUAACUCUCAAGUUUCAAGUUGCUUUCAAUCUUGCGGUUGUAUGGAUGAUUGUAUUUGUUUCUUUGAGUAAAGGUCUCCGAUCAUAUGGGAAAGUUGUCUAUGUUUUCACUCUAGUACCUGUAUUUGGAACGUUAAUUCUAUGCACAAAGCUUUUGGGAUUAACUCCGCCAGGUACCAUUAACCAAUUGUUUCCAGCUACCGUUUGGGCAGAAUUUUUCAUUAACAGCAAGUCAUGGGUAGCUGCCGCCUCAGAAGUCUUUCUUACUUGGGGUAUUUUGGGAGCCGCUACUAUGCAAAUAGCUGCACAUAACAAGCAUAAACAUCUUCUUCAAAGAGACACGAGUCUUGUGAUCGUGUUAACAAUUGUUGUUCUCUUACUGGCAGCAUUUUUAGCAAACACUUGCGUACAAAUAUUACGGCAUCACGGAUAUAUUUAUACAACUAGUUCAUUUGAAAAAAUCUCAGGAUAUACAUUUAUGCGGCCAACGAAUCAAGCACCACCAGCUGGAUACAGCAACACUGUGGAAAGAUAUAUGUCUCACGUUUCAUUUCUGCUCGGUGAAAGAGCGAUCAAACCUGGAGCAGAUCCCAGUAUAGAGUCAGGUUAUCAGGCCCUUAGACUUUCCACAGAACUCGUGCCUGCAACACUAGCUCUUCUUGGUGCUGAACACGUUUCUCCUUUUUGGGCAGUUUUAUUUUACUUCAUCUUAAUUCUUUUCGGCAUCGCGCAACAGCUGGCUAUAUGGCACUGUGUAAUCACUGGGAUUAUGGCAAUCAACGCAAAAAUGAUGAAACUAUGGGAAACGACGAUUACAUUUUUCAGCUGUGCAUGUGCUUAUAUUCUUGGAUUGCCAAUGGCCACAGAGUUGGGUAUUUAUGUGGUUUACUACUUGGAUUACACAGUUGGAGGAGCUUGGUGGAUAAUAGUAUUAUAUCUGGUACAAGUUGGUGCAGUAUUUGCAGUGAGAGGUCGACCUCACACAGGCGAAGCUGUUGUGGCCGAGUUAUUUCCACCGACAGGCAGAUGUCUUAGGCACUGGGCUGGACCUUUGUUGUCUUUCACUUGGAACGUGAUUCUACCAAUUACAUUAAUGGUAUUAAGUAUCACACUCUUUCGGACUAGUGGUUUUCGUGAGCUUUAUAACUAUCGGAGAACGAACAGAGAUUAUUGGGCAAUAUGGGCAAAACAAUUAGGAGCAUCGAUUCAACUUAUUCCUAUCUUGAUCAUUCCAGCAGUCGCAAUUAUCCAAACCUGUCGGUAUCUAAAUAACGGUCCACCUGAUAUAUUUGAUAGGAUUCAACUUCUCUAUCGACCCAAUUUGGAGCCAGAAAAUCCACAGCGGACUCAAGCACAGUUAAGAAAUAAUACAAGCACAAAUGUCCACAGCAAUGGUAUAUUACCAACCACGUCAGAUGUUCCCUUUGAAGACCCUCCUCCUAAGUAUACGCCUCCACCGAGCUAUACGACAGCAACAGGAGCACGAAUUGCCAAGAUGUUAAGACAAAGCUUUCGUAGGAGUGUAAGAAGGAUAGCAUCAGUUUUAGGUGAAAGUAGUGUGCCACGUACGAGACCAGCUCUUCAACCUCCUCCGCCUGAUUAUGCAGCAGUUUUAGUAGAAAUGAAUCAGUCUAUUCUUUCAAGAGACAUAACGGUACAUACGAUUGAACCAAGACCGGAUGUGACGGACGUUGGCAUUAGUAUGAAUGAAAGACUGAGGCCAAAUACUUUAGACAGAAUGACACGAAUAAAUACUUUAGAUAGAUGUCCUGUAGCAAGAACACAUUCUACAAUUGAUCGAAAUCGAAGGUCACAAAAUAGUGGGUCAUCUAAUUUAACAGCUGCUGAUGUCGCUAAUUUACUUAGAAGUAGUAUACGAAGAGGAACUGCAAGAACACAACAAAACCUUCGAAGGAAUUCAUUACAUAAUUUACCUCCAACAGCAGCUUCCAUUGAAAAUCUUGUUAGCGCCGCUGCACCUAUCAGUGAAGACUCAUUAGUUUUUGCUAAAAAUGUACCUCUAGUCCCCGAGCAGGAUAAUGACGAUAAUGAUGACGAAGAUAAAAAGACUGUUGAAAUGGACAACUCCGUGUCUGUGAUAUAAGACUCGCAACAAUUAAUUUUUUUUUUAAUUUAAUUUGUUUUUUAAAAAAUUUCUCGGAAAAGGUUGGAGUAAAUGCAUAAUUCACUUUAUUUUGUUAAUAUUUGAAAAUUAAACAUAACUUUGGUUUAUGUUAAGUACACUCUCCGAUCGAUUGUUUAUUCUAUAACAGUGAAGCACAAAGGCAAUUUUACUUUGAACUAUAUUUAAUAAAUAUGUAAGAAUUUAAAAUAAUAGUAAAGUAAUACUUUUAGUAAUGCGUUGUAUUUAUAUAACGGUAAUGUAAAUGUGUUCAAAAGCAUUUUUUAAUAAUUCUAUGUAAUAUAAACACAAUAAUUUUAUGCUCUAUUUGUUAAAAGUAAGACCCAUUGUAAAUAAAUGUAAAAUUUUCAUGAAAUCAAAAAAGUAUUUUCACUCAUUAAGUAUAUAAUCAGUUUGAGUGGUUAUGAGAUCUGAUUGUAAAAAUCAUUCUAUCCGUCCAAAAAAAACGUUUGCACAGUUUUAUUAUAUUUUAAAAUGUCUUAAUUUUAACUUAAAUAUGAAACAACUUAAUGUGCGAAUAAAGAAAAAUUUUAUAAUUUCAUAUAAGUUAAAUUGGAAUUUUUAAUUUUAAUUUAAAAUAAAUAAAUAAAAACAUUUAGAUGUACAUUGAAUUCUCUUCAUAUUGAAAAGCAUUCCUGGAAAACUUACUCUGUGUGAAUUCCCUAUUUUUUUUUAUAAAAAUAAAACAAUUAAUUACUACUUAUUUGAUAAGAAACUUCAGAAUAUCAAUAAUCUUUUAAUGCAUUCUAUAAA